Molecule: messenger RNA, 736 nt
Organism: Brachypodium distachyon (stiff brome)
Lineage: Eukaryota; Viridiplantae; Streptophyta; Magnoliopsida; Poales; Poaceae
Exons: 2
Coding region: 220-615 (131 amino acids)
Source: RefSeq, a predicted model, not a curated record
UUUUUUACAAAUUAGUCUCGCACACCCCUCAAGUUGAAGCGAUUUUGUCCUACUCCCCAUCUUCGUUCUCCCCAUUUUUCCCGAGUCGGCGGCGAAAUCCCUAACCCUAGAAAUCCGGCGAGGCCGCCGGCGACUACAUCCCAUACUCCUAGCCGAAGAAAUCAACAGCAGCGGGCGGACGAAUUCGUUUGGGGGGCGAAUUCGGUUGGACUCGGCGGAAUGGGCGGCAGCGACUUCGCGGGGUCGAGCUUAGCGGGCGGCGGCGGGUGGGCUAAGGUUACGGGCGAGGUGUUCUGGGAUCCAACAGCAGUCCGUAAGAACAAUAUCAAGGAUCAGAAGGAUGAAGGGAAGAACAUGUCGACCUCUGAGAUCAAUCUUAGGCAGUACAAUAACAUUGUUGCUGCUUUGGAAGGAGAAAAUAGGAGGCUAAUGGACAGUGUGAAAGAACUGGAAAUGGUCAUAGACAAGAUGAAGCAGGAGAAGAAGAUAAUGAAAAGGCGACAUAGGCUAGAGAUUAGAGUUAGAGAUGGGAAAGAACUAUGCAUUGUGAUGUUCGUAGGAGCUUUUGCAAUUGGGUAUGUUGUAGCUGCAUUGAUCACAAGGGGGUUCAUCUAAUGUAAUUGCUGUUAGAAAUGCAGCUUGUAAUGUUUGAAUGAAAUGUAGUUUGGAAUGUUACUGAAUAUGUUGUGUCAGAUUCAGUUUGAAAUGAAUAUGUUCAGAUUCAGUUUGAAAUGAA